AUCCUGAUGCAGCAAUUAUUUCUCUUUCAGUGAUGCUACAGCCUUUUGAUUAUGACCCUAAUGAGAAAAGUAAACACAAGUUCAUGGUCCAGUCGAUGUUUGCACCACCUGAUACUUCAGACAUGGAAGCAGUAUGGAAAGAAGCAAAGCCAGAAGAACUGAUGGAUUCUAAACUUAAAUGUGUGUUUGAGCUGCCAGCAGAAAACGAUAAACCCCAUGAUGUAGAAAUAAAUAAAAUUGUAUCCCCAGCUGCAACAAAGACAGAAUCUUCUGUAAUGUCAAAAUCAUUAAGUUCUUCUUCGGAUGACAGUGAAAUGAAGAAAGUAAUGGAAGAAUGUAAGAGGCUGCAGUUAGAAGUUCAGAGGUUACGAGAGGAGAAUAAACAAUUUAAGGAAGAAGAUGGACUGAGGAUGAGGAAGGCACCCCAGUCAAACCAUCCAAGCUAUGCUUCCGCUGCUGCUGUGAAGGAGGAGGGUCUCAGCACAAGACUACUCGCGCUGGUGGUUUUGUUCUUUAUUGUUGGCGUAAUUAUAGGGAAAAUCGCCUUGUAGAGGCAGCAUGCGGAAAAUUGUAAAUUGGAUUGAUGGAUUUGCCAUAUCAUUGGAUUAAAUUUAUUCGUAACAAAUGUUUUAAAAAAAAGUGUAUGACAUCUCACAGGUCUUGCCUUUUAAAAUUUUUACCCCUGCACAAAUAUAACAUUAGCAUAACAUAAUCUACUAGAAAGUUUAAACUGUAUACGGAAUAAGCAGAAGAGAGAAGGAAUUAUCUUGAUUGUGAGAACAGAGGAAGGAAUCAUGUAUUUAACACUAUGAAAGUGCAUUGUUUAAAAAAAAAGUACCUUAAGCAUUUCUUGGACUUUGAAAUCUAUUCCUAGAGUUCUCUCCUUUGGAGAAAUAAAUGCCCGUCCUUUGGAGGAGCUGAUCUGUUUGGUUCUUUAGAAGUUGGCUGAAGUUGCCAAGGUGGAUGGUUUUCUGUAAAAUAUACUUAACCCACCCUGCCUCCUCCAUAAAUCUAACGGUUCUGCCCAAUGGGUGUGACUGGUCUCUGAAUCGCAGCAAUGUAUCUCAUUAAUCAGGUGUUGAUUCCAUUAUGACCUAUAUAAGCAUGGCCAUCUUUCUCUAGCUCCCAUGUCAUCCCAUGCAGUUGUGGAAGAAUGGAACAAAAAAAGGGGAAGGAGGGAGGACAGAUUCAUGAGCCAGAAGGGGAACCAGGACUUCUGAGUUGACAGUGUUGCUGCAGUUGGUCCCGGCCAGUCUGUGUAUGGCUUGGGCAUCACCAAAGGUUUUUAGAAUGUUCUAGCUAUAUCCGGGAGUGGGAAUCAGGAGAAAUGGAAGUGGAGGGCUCAGUUGCACACUUAAAGUUCUGUUGGGUUAGUAGUAAAGGAAAUAAAGUUGCUUGCUGGGGGUUUGAAAACAUAGGGCGCCCAAUUCUUAGUCUUCUUCAGACAAUAUGUUGCACUAAAGUGCUCCAAGCUGAAUUGGGGGUGUGGCACUUAUUCAGACUGGUUUUGCAGUAAGAGGGAGCAUUGUAUGGGCCAUUGCACUUAGCACCCUGACCCUCCCCUCUUGUGGUUAACCUGAUCAGAUAAAUUCCUUUUGACCAUCUGUUUUCCGAUCCAGAUGUGAGUGUUAAUGGGGACCAUAUACUUCUGCCUUCUAAUCUCUUUUUUUUUUUUUUU
This is a messenger RNA of Python bivittatus (Burmese python), 1678 nucleotides long. NCBI's taxonomy places the organism in Eukaryota, Metazoa, Chordata, Lepidosauria, Squamata, Pythonidae. The record is from RefSeq and is a predicted model, not a curated record.